Messenger RNA from Miscanthus lutarioriparius, 1191 nucleotides. Lineage: Eukaryota; Viridiplantae; Streptophyta; Magnoliopsida; Poales; Poaceae. The record is from the annotation of a GenBank genome assembly.
AUGGCGUCCUCCGUCGCUAGGACGUGGACGAGGCCGACGCCCACGCUAUCGCAUCCUCUCGUCUACCUAUCCUUUAGCCACGACGCGUCCUGCGUCAUAGCGGCGGACGCCUCCACCGUGCACUGGCUCAGCUGCGACACCUUCGCCCUGCGCGGCCUUUACCAGGAGAGACACGCCAGCAGGGCCGUCGUCGCCGCUUGCGGCGACAUGCUCAACGAGAAGGCGUCCACCUGCGCCGUCGUGACGACGACGCGCGCCGCCGCCCGCCUUGCUGGCGGCUCCGAGACGACGACGUUCGCCGUCAGGCGCUGGAGGCCAGGCUACCUGAACUACCACUGGCGCUACGACGAGUGGGCGACGGACAUCGAGGCCGGCGAGGUGCGGGCGGUCAGCGUCCACGGCGACAAGACCAUCCUCGUUCUCGAUGGCCGCGUGGACGUGUACGGGCUCGGCGGGGACAGCUGCGUGCAUGUGCUCCACCGGGUGGAAACGCGCAGCGCCAGGCCCCUCUGCGCCGCGUCGCGGGCCGCGCCGGUGGCGUUCGCGUGCGCCGGCGCGGAGGUCGGCGAGGUGCUUGUGGAGCGGUGGGCGGCGGCGGCGGGCGGUUUCGCGCCGCUGUCGUCCUUCCGUGCGCAUUCGUCGCGGCUUGAGUGUGUGGCCGUGUCCAGGGACGGCCGGUUCGUUGCCACGGCCAGCUUCAAGGGCACCAUCGUGCGCGCCUUCCACGCCGCCGAUGGCAUGUUGCUUCGAGAGCUACGAAGAGGCGCUGACAGAGCAGACAUCUACAGCAUGGCGUUCUCUCCCGAAUCCAAGUGGCUUGCCGUCUCCAGCGACAAGGGGACGAUCCACGUCUUCAGCGUCAACGUGGAUGUGCCCUCGCCGUCGCCAGCACAGGAGGACAGCCACAGCCCUGACACUGACAGUCCCAAUGCUGGCUCUGCACUGAACGCCAAGCAAGGCUCAUCGUGGUCUUUCUUCAGUGGUUUCGUGCCAGGAUAUUUCAGGCAAGAUGGCUCGCUUGCCAAGCUCCGCUUGCGUGAAGGCGUCAAGUACGUGGUGGCCUUCAGCCAUGUGCCAAACACCAUCCUCGUCGUCGGCAUGGAUGGAAGCUUCUAUCGCUGCGAGUUCGAUCCGGUGAAAGGAGGUGACAUGAAACAAUUGGAGUACAGGAACUUCUUGAAGAUGAAAUGA